GCGAUUUGGUUUUUUAGUGAUCAAUGGUCCAGUGAGUUGUGCGGGUUGCGGGCUCCACGAACAAAUCGAAACGGCGAGAUAUAACAAUAAGUGUAGAAAAUGUUGCAAAUGAGAUUUGUGUUUUUAUUCAUCUGCUUACUUCUGCUGCUUGGCAGUCAGUCCACUGAUGGUUUUAUUAUCCGUUUCAUCACGGAGACGUUGCAGAACAAUGUGGCAGGUGAGCCAGUAAUUCACGAGCGGACCAACUGGAAUUUCGAUCCCGAGGGAGCGAAGAAGGCGCGUGCCAUUUACUACGAGAAAAACGGUUAUCGUUCUGCGAAAUUCAUAGAGAGCAUUGGCGUGGGACUCGAUGGUUACCACGAGGAGCGUCGCCAGCAGCAGCAGGAACGCGAUGUGGGACGUCUCAAUGGCGAACACUUUAUCAACUUUCCCGCCGAGCCGCCUAGUCUAUAAGGUAGACACUGGGGAGGGAGGAGAGGGUGGUAGGAAGAAUAUAGUAAAUCCUAGAUGCUUGUGGAUGCAUAUCUAGCGCAUUGUCAUCAUUUUAAUUUGCUGCGAUUAAUUGUCAUUAAUGUGCUUCACAAGGAUUUGCAUAAUUUGCCAACGUUACACAUAUGUAUUCAUGCAUCAUUCAACUGCCAGGCUUAUUGUUAAUGGCACUUGAGUCAAUGGGGAAUGGGAGGGGAUGACAAGAGGAGGGGAGAAGCUUCGUGUGUUGUUGUGGUUUUAAUAAACGUUAUUAGCGACUGCCAACUGCAGAUUGCAACUGCAAAUUGCGGCAAUUACAUUUCGCCAAAGCGAAAGCAAAAGCAGCUACUUUUAUAAUUUCAUAAUACUGCGCAUAAUUGAAGCCAAUUUCACUCGCAACUGGCAACGCGCAGUUGGCAACAGUCUCCCUUUGCCUGCAAUCAGUGCAUUGUGUGUGUGGGUGCGUGUGAGCAGGACAAGAGAAUAACUGACAGCGCCGAUAAGUAGGCUACAAAUAAAUUGCGCACAAUUGCAGGUAAUUCGAAUUUCGAACACACAUUCCAUAAUCCGCUUGCAGUUGUAAUUUCGCAAAUGAAAUACGUUGAAAGUGAUUAAAGAUUUAGUCUUUAGCAUGAGUAAAGAA
Messenger RNA from Drosophila sulfurigaster albostrigata, 1111 nucleotides. RefSeq lists its product as uncharacterized. The transcript is spliced from 3 exons. Lineage: Eukaryota; Metazoa; Arthropoda; Insecta; Diptera; Drosophilidae. The record is from RefSeq and is a predicted model, not a curated record. Bases 100 to 453 code for a protein of 117 amino acids.